UGGUCACACCAUUUAUCUUUUGUUAUUUUUCCACGAAGUAAUAUUUACUUUGCUCUGUUUUGUAUUUGCUCUCGAACGAUAAUAAUACAUGGCAACUGUCGAGUUUCAGUGUCGCAUUAUCGAAACUAUUCAUUCAUUAACAAACUGCCAGCUGCCGCUCGAGUUCCGUACUUUUUUGGGGGCGAGACAGAAACUGAAGUUAUAGUAACCGCAAAACCGACGCGGGAAUACUCUACGUUUACUCGAUAACAACAAAAGCAAAGGUAACUGACUGCAGCUGCUACUCUUACGGAACGGAGAACGCUCGCCGAACGUGAGCAGCGGCCUCCUUGUGGCUAGUGGCCCCCAUUCGGUCGAUGAGAGCUUCACUGGGUUUGGCCAGAACGCGUAAGAUGAGCAACAACUAUAACGAUGUGCCCUUCGGCAUCCGGAUGGUGCAGCGGCUGUCGCGCCAAUGCUGUACCCGCUUCCAUGCACGCAGAGAUCUGCUCUACAAGAUGUCUGUGUUUGUGCUAACUUUCCUGGCCUACGCCUGCUAUCACAUGUGCCGCAAGCCCAUAUCCGUAGUCAAGUCUGUGCUGCAGGGAAAUUGCUCUACGACACCGGCCACGACGGGUCAGGAUUGCGGCUAUCCCCCCUUCGAUGGUCCCGAUGCCACCACACUCUUUGGGAUGAUGGACUCGGCAUUCCUCUUCUCCUAUGCCAUUGCCAUGUUUGCCUCGGGCUUUGUGGCGGAGCGCGUCUCGCUGCGCUACUUCCUUUCCAUGGGCAUGAUCCUAACCGGCGUGUUCACCUACAUGUUUGGCAUUGCUCGUACCUCGAAUAUCCACAGCUUGUGGUACUUUAUUCUGGUACAGAUCUGCGCUGGCAUUUUCCAGACGACGGGUUGGCCUGGAGUGGUUGCGCUGGUCGGUCGGUGGUUUGGCAAAUCGAAGCGUGGCUUGAUCUUUGGCAUCUGGAACAGUCAUACCUCGAUUGGCAACAUUCUGGGUACUUUGAUAGCGGCCCACUACGUGGAGAGCGACUGGGCGCUGUCGUUUGUGGUUCCCGGCAUCAUCAUAGCAGCCGUGGGCUUCCUACUCUUCCUAUUUCUGGUUGAUCAGCCGGAGAUAGUGGGCUGUUAUCCGCAGACCGGGCAGCAAGAGCGACGCGUGGCCAAUGAGUCGGAUCAGGAGGAUCAUGGAGACGACGAGGAGCAUUUGCGUCACAAUGAUGCCGAAAUUAACUACAGGCCGGCACCCACCGAACGUACUCCCAUCCUAUCGCGCUCAGCCUCACAGCAGCCCAUCCACCAGAGAGGCCAUGGGCGACCCAUUAGCCUGAUUGAUGCCCUGUACAUACCCGGCGUGGUGGAGUUCUCGCUGUGUCUGUUCUUUACCAAGCUAGUCAGCUAUACCUUCAUGUACUGGCUGCCCCUGUACAUACAGUCUUCCAGCACACUGGGCCCACAGCUGUCCGCUGAUCUCUCCACGCUCUUCGAUGUGGGCGGCAUUCUGGGCGCCAUAGCUGCGGGCUAUCUUUCGGAUCUCACCGGAAUGUCGGCCACCGUCUGUACCGGCAUGCUGUUCAUUGCCUCGCCUAUUUUGCUGAUGUAUCAACAAUAUGGUGCAUUGUCGCUUACGAUUAGUAUUUUUCUGCUGAUUGUGGUCGGCAUCUUUGUGAAUGGCCCUUAUGCGCUGAUAACGACCUCGGUCAGUGCGGAGCUGGGGCAGCACAGCUCCCUGGAGGGUAAUGCGAAUGCCCUGGCCACUGUGACGGCCAUUAUUGAUGGCACGGGAUCGAUCGGUGCCGCUGUGGGUCCGCUGCUAGCGGGUCUCAUCUCCACAACGGGUUGGCAGAAUGUCUUCCAUAUGCUCAUCGUGGCGGAUAUCAUUGCCAUGGUGCUGCUGGGGAGACUGGUAGUCAAAGAGUUCGGUGCACUGCGCCGCUCGUCGCAUCGCAUACGGAUCGAAUAGCAGGCAGAAGAUGCGGAGACGGUGGAUGUAGAUGUGGUUUGACCGUUUAUUUAUUUGUUUUAUUACGCGUUCUGUGUACAUAUAGUGCUUACAUAAAGAGCGUUACUGUUUUGGUUUCCGUUUCAAUUCGAGAGCAUAUCAGAGUGCGGUUCUGAUCCUAGUUUUAACCUAAACUUAUUUUAAAUGGACAUCCUUCAUCCAUCGAGUUUAAAGUUUUGAUAUAUAUUACCUACAUAUAUAUAUUUACAUACAUCUAUUUUGUAAUCUUGUGUGUGUGCGAUCGAAGCGUGUGUGUCAGAGUCUCCUCGUUUUAAGUGCCGAACUAUCAUUAGUACUUAGCGUAAUUCUAUAGCUAUGUAAAUACACUUUAUCGUACACUUUUCGUACACCACCAAUAAAACCGGAUUUGACUGUA
Molecule: messenger RNA, 2370 nt
Organism: Drosophila serrata
Lineage: Eukaryota; Metazoa; Arthropoda; Insecta; Diptera; Drosophilidae
Gene: MFS16
Product: major facilitator superfamily transporter 16
Biological process (GO): transmembrane transport
Cellular component (GO): membrane
Molecular function (GO): glucose 6-phosphate:phosphate antiporter activity
Source: RefSeq, a predicted model, not a curated record